Messenger RNA from Mercenaria mercenaria, 1353 nucleotides. RefSeq lists its product as uncharacterized. Lineage: Eukaryota; Metazoa; Mollusca; Bivalvia; Venerida; Veneridae. Gene Ontology annotation, molecular function: protein binding. Bases 51 to 1064 code for a protein of 337 amino acids. The record is from RefSeq and is a predicted model, not a curated record. The transcript has 3 exons.
UCUUAAAGAGAUAAGAGAAAGACUUAAAUUCUUUAACACUGCACUGUUAAAUGCCGCCAACCACCAAAAUGGACUUAAAAUUACCAUUUUUAAUAUCUGUUCUGGUAAUAGAAGGCAAUCAGUCAAUGGAUAUAAUAACACCAGAACAAAUUCUGGCCAGGAUUGCAGCAUUGGAGAAAAAAGAUUUAGAACUGACUGAAUUCAACAAAAGGUUACUGGCUAUGGUAGAGAAUCAAAGGGAACAAAUGGAGCAGAAAGACAUGACAAUAAAUCAGCUGCUAAAACAAGUCAAUGUACUAGAACAGAAAGAAACAGACAAUCAAAAUCUCAAGACAGAAGUCAGUAAGCUACAAGCAAGAAUCAUUGCCCUCGAAAGUAAGGUCAAACAGCAGACUGACAUAAAAGAAAACCAAGAGGGAAAUGGACAAAAGAGUGCAGUACCUUUUCUGCAUGGUCUUGAAACGCACAAAGGAAAUAUAAAGUCUGAAUUUUUGAAUGUCAUCCUUGCAAACAAAAAACACCUGCCACAAACAAGACCAGAAGACGUACAUCUUGCAGAAGUAAAGCGUAUAAAACCGGAUAAAGAGAAAGAAACUCUAAAGAUACGGCAGGCAUCCAGUGCUGCAGAAUUGGUGGCCUUCCACGCAGUCAUUGACCUAGGGCAUGUUUCUCACAUUGGUAUUCAUCAAAAUAUUGUCUUUGAAUCUGUACUGCUGAAUCUAGCAUCCAGUUACCAUGUACAACAUGGAAUCUUCAUAGCCCCAACUAAUGGACUAUAUCUGUUCUCAACAAGUAUUAUGGCCGACAAUAAUGGUAAAAUCAUAUACACAGAGUUGGUAAAAAAUGGUGCUGUACUUGCUCGCACACAAGGUCAAGGUCACAGUGGUAGUCAUGACCAAGGCUCUGUCACCGUGGUAACACAACUGAAUGCCUCGGAUGAAGUUUGGGUCCGACUGCAUUGUUGUGCCGACGAUUCGCUGUAUGGAGAACGAUACUCUACUUUCACCGGUGUUAAUGUUAACUGCAUUGUAAGGCAAUCAUUAAGUGUCUUCAUAAAAUCGUAAAAUUAAAAACAACAACAAUCGUAAUACUCCUUCAACUACUUCCAAUAUUGUAUAAGGAAAUGAUGAGCAUGCACAUAUUUUUCCAUGUAGCCACAAUUUUGAGGAAAUGCGUCAUGUUAUUUUUGGUCGUCAGAUUAGGGUCAUUGUGAAAUUGCAUUAAAAAAACAUUUCAUUGAAAGAAUAAAUACAAUUCUUCCCAAUUGUAUAACAUAUAUUAUAUUGUCAUCGGGAUUUUCUAUCUGCGACGUCUCCAUCAUGCCAAUUAUUUAAUAAAUUAAUUAUUAUUAUU